Messenger RNA from Ilyonectria robusta, 3333 nucleotides. RefSeq names its product Metalloenzyme, LuxS/M16 peptidase-like protein. Gene Ontology annotation, cellular component: mitochondrion; cytosol. The record is from RefSeq and is a predicted model, not a curated record. Gene Ontology annotation, biological process: peptide catabolic process. Gene Ontology annotation, molecular function: metalloendopeptidase activity; metal ion binding. Lineage: Eukaryota; Fungi; Ascomycota; Sordariomycetes; Hypocreales; Nectriaceae. The transcript is spliced from 4 exons. The coding region runs from base 1 to 3333 and encodes 1110 amino acids.
AUGCCUCACUCACAGCACGAGGAAGAGGCCCCCGCCGCCUCUGGCGGGCCUGUUGCCCCUGUGACUCUGCUCACCGACCGUUUGGAGAAGCCCUUGCUUGACGACCGCGACUAUCGAGUCAUCCGGCUUGACAAUGAGCUCGAGGCUCUUCUAGUCCAUGAUCCCGAGACGGACAAGGCCAGUGCCGCCCUCGACGUCAAUGUUGGAAACUUCAGUGACGAGUCGGGCAUCCCCGGCAUGGCUCAUGCCGUCGAACAUCUCCUCUUCAUGGGCACUAAGAAAUUCCCGAUUGAGAACGAGUACGGCCAGUAUCUGUCCGCUCACUCAGGAAGCUCCAAUGCCUAUACCGGUCCUACAUCCACCAACUACUUCUUUGAUGUCGGCGCCAAGCCGGCCAAUGACGAGAAUCCUUGUGAUAGCAAUCCUUCGCCUUUGCGCGAGGCCCUUGACCGCUUUGCCCAGUUCUUCAUUGAACCCCUCUUCCUCCCGAGCACCCUCGACAGAGAGCUCAAAGCGGUUGACUCAGAGAACAAGAAAAACUUGCAGAAUGACACCUGGCGACUUCACCAGUUGGAAAAAUCCCUUUCAAACCCCAACCACCCGUAUUGCCACUUCUCCACCGGAAACUUCGAGGUCCUCAAGACCUUGCCGGAAGCACGUGGCAUCAAUGUGCGGGACAAGUUCAUCGAGUUCCAUGCCAAGCACUACUCCGCCAACCGCAUGAAGCUUGUAGUCCUCGGCCGGGAGUCGCUCGAUGUUCUCCAGAAAUGGGUCGUCGAAUUGUUCUCCCCCGUCGUCAACAAGAAGCUCCCCCCCAACCGGUGGCUUGACGAGGUUCCUUUCCGAAAGUCUGACCUCGGCAUGCAAUGUUUCGCGAAGCCUGUCAUGGACUCAAGAGAACUGAACCUUUACUUCCCAUUCAUCGAUGAGGAGUCACUGUACGCGUGUCAACCCAGCAGAUACAUUAGCCAUCUGAUUGGACAUGAAGGCCCUGGCAGCGUCAUGUCUUACAUCAAGGCCAAGGGAUGGGCCAAUGGGCUCAGCGCCGGCGCAUACCCAGUGUGCCCUGGUACUCCAGGCGUCUUUGACGUGCAAGUUCGCCUGACGGAAGAGGGCCUGAAGAACUAUCCUGAAAUCGUCAAGAUCUUCUUCCAGUACAUCUCUCUUCUCCGCGAGACACCUCCGCAGGAAUGGAUCUUCGAGGAACAGAAGGGAAUGGCAGAUGUAGACUUCAAGUUCAAGCAGAAGACACCCGCCAGUCGCUUCACGAGCAGGAUUAGUUCGGUCAUGCAGAAGCCUCUACCACGCGAAUGGCUCCUAAGCGGCCACAGCCGCCUGCGGACCUUUGAGCCUCAACAGAUCGAGAAUGCGCUGGCCACCAUUCGCCCAGACAACUUCCGAAUGACCAUUGUUUCUCGUAACCACCCUGGCAACUGGGAUCAGAAGGAGAAGUGGUACGGCACGGAGUAUCGAUAUGAGAAGAUCCCUGGCGAGCUGAUGGCAGCCCUCGAGAAGGCUGCUUCGGUAACCCCUGACCAGCGCCUCCCUGCCCUUCAUCUACCACACAAGAACAAUUUCAUCCCGAGCCAACUUGAGGUUGAGAAGAAGGAAGUGACAGAGCCUGCCCUGGCCCCACGUGUUCUUCGCAACGACACUAGUGCUGUAACGUGGUGGAAGAAGGAUGACACCUUCUGGGUCCCCCGCGCCAACGUCAUUGUCAGUUUGAAGACACCACUCAUCUACGACUCAGCCGAGAACAAUGUCAAGGCCCGUCUAUUUACUGACUUGGUCCGUGACGCUCUCGAGGAGUACUCGUAUGAUGCGGAGCUGGCUGGGUUACAGUAUAACGUCAGCCUUGAUUCUCGUGGCCUGUUUUUGGACAUCAGCGGCUACAAUGACAAACUUCCAGUACUUCUAGAGCAGGUCACCACGACAAUGCGCGACCUUGACAUCAAAGAAGACCGUUUCGAUAUCAUCAAAGAGCGGCUCACCCGAGGGUACAACAACUGGCAGUUGCAGUCUUCCUAUCACCAGGUGGGCGACUACACCAACUGGCUAAACGCGGAGGAGAGGGAUUACAUCGUGGAGGAGCUCGCUGCCGAACUCCCCAACAUCACUGUCGAGGCAGUCCGACUGUUCCAGAAGCAGAUGUUGGCCCAACUCCACAUUGAAGUCUACGUGCAUGGUAACAUGUAUAGGGAGGAUGCCCUAAAGGUGACGGAUAUGGUGGAGUCCAUUCUGAAGCCUCGCAUCUUGCCUCGGGCCCAGUGGCCUAUCCUCCGAUCACUCAUUCUGCCUCCGGGAUCCAACUACGUCUUUAACAAGACACUGAAAGACCCUGCCAACGUCAACCACUGUAUUGAGACGUGGUUCUACGCGGGAGAUAAGGGCGAUCGUGGAGUUCGUGCAAAGACGCUCUUGAUUGAUCAAAUGAUCCACGAGCCUGCCUUCGAUCAGCUCAGGACCAAGGAGCAGCUUGGUUACAUCGUCUUCAGCGGUGCUCGAGGCUUCUCAGGCACCUAUGGACUCCGGUUCCUUCUCCAAAGUGAGAUGACACCAGAAUACCUCGAUUCUCGAAUUGAGGCAUUCUUGACCAGGUUUGGAGAGACCUUGGCAAAGAUGUCGGACUCCGAAUUCGAGGGCCACAAACGAAGCCUGGUGAUUCGACGCCUUGAGAAGCUGAGGAACCUUGAUCAAGAAUCUUCCCGACACUGGGCUCAGAUUGCCAACGAGUACUAUGAUUUUGAACUUGCCCAACUCGACGCGGCUCAUAUCAAGCCUCUUACCAAGCCAGAGAUUAUGGAAUUCUUCAACAAGCACUUUAACCCAUCUUCAACCCAACGAGCCCGGCUCGCUAUUUACCUUCAUGCCCAGGGGAAAGCUGAGGGUGCCCAGAAGCGACAAGAGGAUGCCCAAAAGAAGGCCCACGAAACUGCGGAGGAGGAGAAGGUGAAACUGAAACAAGAAUACUCCAAGUACUUCCUCGGUCAGGAACUGGAUGCAGGGACCAAGAUCCGACGGCUCCUCGAGGGCCUGGGCUCGCAGGACCCAUCACCAUCGAUCUGGCAGACAGUGGAAUCACUGGGAGAUCACCUCCGAGAGGCUCUUAAGUUGCCUGAGAAGACAAUUACGGUACUGUUAGAGCAGGCUGAGAUUCUGGGAGUGAAGCAGACCAAGCCCGAUGAGCCGCGAGCUUUGAACGGCACAACAGUCGUUGACUACGCGACAGAAAUCACAGAUGUGCGCCUUUUCAAGUCCAAGCUGACCGCGAGCUCCGGGGCGCGUCCAGUCAAGGAUUUGGUCGAGUAUGAGGAUACGGACGCAAAGCUGUAA